Messenger RNA from Pteronotus mesoamericanus, 1584 nucleotides. RefSeq names its product G protein-coupled receptor 180 (gene GPR180). The transcript has 9 exons. Bases 62 to 1384 code for a protein of 440 amino acids. NCBI's taxonomy places the organism in Eukaryota, Metazoa, Chordata, Mammalia, Chiroptera, Mormoopidae. Gene Ontology annotation, biological process: response to pheromone; G protein-coupled receptor signaling pathway. The record is from RefSeq and is a predicted model, not a curated record.
GUGGGACCGGUAGCCGCUGGUGGUUGGCGGCCGCGGUGUGGGUGCCGAGCGGCAGGCGGGGAUGGGGGCGCUGCGGCUGCUGGCAGUGGCCCUCACCUGCUGCUGGUGGCCGCCAGGCAGCCAUGGUAAGACGCUGCGGGGCAGCUUCAGCAGUGCCGCGGCCCGAGACGCGCAGGGCCAGAGCAUCGGCCACUUCGGGUUCCACGGUGACCGUGCCCUUCUCUGUGUCAGAAUCAGCAAUGCAGCGGUAGCCGUUGGGAAAGAAGCUAAACUCUACCUGUUCCAAGCCCAGGAAUGGCUCCAGCUGCAGGAAAACAGUCAUGGUUACAGUUGUAGUGAAAAACUGUCCAAAGCUCCGUUGACAAUGACCAUGAAUCAGACUGAACAUAAUCUGACAGUGUCCCAGAUUCCGUAUCCACAAACAUGGUACGUGUUUUAUGCGGACAAGUACACGUGCAAAGAUGACAGUGAGAAUUCUCAGGUGGAAGACAUACCAUUUGAAAUGAUGUUACUAAACCCAGAUGCUGAAGGGAAUCCACUUGAUCAUUUUAGCGCUGGAGAAUCUGGGUUACAUGAGUUCUUUUUCCUCCUAGUCCUAGUGUACUUUGUGGUCGCUUGCAUUUAUGCUCAGUCAUUGUGGCAGGCUAUUAAUAAAGGAGGACCCAUGCACAUGAUUUUAAAGGUUCUGACAACGGCAUUGCUGUUACAAGCUGGGUCAGCUUCAGCUAAUUACAUUCAUUUCUCCAGUUAUUCCAAAGAUGGAAUAGGGCUACCUUUUAUGGGAAGUUUGGCAGAAUUUUUUGACAUCGCUUCCCAAAUUCAGAUGUUAUACCUACUCCUGAGUCUGUGCAUGGGCUGGACCAUCGUGAGAAUGAAGAAGUCCCAGAGCCGGCCUCUGCAGUGGGACUCCACGCCCGCCUCCACAGGCAUCGCUGUGUUCAUCGUCACGACACAGAGUAUUUUGCUCCUUUGGGAACAGUUCGAAGAUACCAGUCCUCACAGCCACUACUCACACCACAACCUCGCAGGGCUCCUCCUCCUCGUUCUGCGGGUGUGCCUGGCGCUGUCAUUAGGCUGCGGGCUCUACCAGAUCAUCACGGUGGAGAGAAGCACGCUCAAGAGGGAGUUCUACAUCACCUUUGCCAAAGGCUGUAUCUUGUGGUUUUUAUGUCAUCCAGUUCUCGCAUGUAUUUCUAUCAUGUGUAAUGACUACCAAAGAGAUAAAGUCGUCACAAUAGGCGUAAUCCUUUGCCAGUCUGUUUCCAUGGUUAUUCUCUACCGACUCUUUCUGUCCCACAGUCUAUACUGGGAAGUGUCCUCGCUGUCCUCGGUGACACUGCCGCUGACCAUACCCUCUGGGCACAAGAGUCGGCCUCACUUCUGACACUUGGUGUUCUUUAAAGGAAGAGCGAACAGAGUGCAAUAAGGAUCCAAGUACUGACUUGUUUUUUCAUACCUUCAGUAUGAAAAAUUGAACAUAGAAAAUAGAGCAUGUUAUUUAUACAACUGCAUUUAAGCAGUACCCAAACUGAAAAAGGUAAUAAACGAAAUGUUUUGAAAAAUACUUAAUAAACUUGGAAGAAA